Messenger RNA from Cynocephalus volans (Philippine flying lemur), 7309 nucleotides. Its product is annotated as collagen alpha-1(I) chain-like. Bases 303 to 4256 code for a protein of 1317 amino acids. The record is from RefSeq and is a predicted model, not a curated record. Lineage: Eukaryota; Metazoa; Chordata; Mammalia; Dermoptera; Cynocephalidae. The transcript has 2 exons.
UAGACUGUGGGGCUCAGAAGCUGUCAGCGAGGAAGACGGGAAGAGGAGUAUCAAGGUCGUGUGGCUGAGCCCUGUGGCCUUUACUCAGAUGAUCAGAAUGUCCUCAAGCAUGUAGUCACUGUGGUUAGUUCAGACGUCUUAAUGACUCACCGGCAAAGUCAUUUCAAUGAUUGAAAUAGCCCAAGGAGCAGGGCACAGGCAGUGUGACCAGGGACCCGGGGCACAGACCGUGUGGCCAGGAAGGUUUGGGGGCUCGUGCCCGCCUCUGACCGGGGAGGCUGUCUCCGCUCCCGGCCUGCAGAAUGAGGCACGUGUUUUCUGUGACCCCUGCGGCUCCAGCUGGUACGACGGACAUGGAUGACCUGCCGUGCUGCAUGCAGCAGGCGGCUUGGGGCCCACAGAGCAGCGAGACGGGCGGCGGCAGGACGCCCGUGGACGCGCAGGCCCUGAGGCGGAAGAUGGGCAGGACGACCUGCGGCGCGGCCGCCCGCGCCAUCCUGGGCAGCCUGCUGCUCUACGUGGCCGGCCAGGGCCAGGCCGGGCAGGGCCGGGAGCGCCGCCCGCCCGAGCCCCAGCCCCGGGGCGACCCGCGGCGGCCCACGCGCUUCCAGCUCCUGCGCGCCAAGUUCCUGGGCGCCGGCCGCGAGCCGCGGCUCAGGAGGGCGCGGGAGGUGGGCCGGCUGAUCGCCCGGGACAGGCCGGGGCCGGGCCGCGGCCUCGUGAGCGCCACCAUCGGCAAGCUCCUGGCGAAGAGCGGGGACAGGGCCGGCAGCCCCGUCGCGCGCGACCAGCCCCGCUGGCGCCACGCGGCCGGGAAGAGCGCGGUGAGGAGCAUCCUGCAGCUGUUCCUGGCCGCCGAGCAGAAGGAGGCGGCCGAGCGAGAGGCGCGGGGGAGGCCGCCGGUGCCGCGGCCCCCAGUCGCCGGGGGCGUCCGGCCGAGGCUGGCGGGCGGGAGCUGGGCGCUGUGCAGGCCGCGCGACAAGUCCGAGCGCAGCGGCGGGCUGUGCGCCGAGUCCCAGGCGCGCGGGGGGAGGCGCGUGCACAGGCCUGAGCUCCGCGCGCUCCACGCGGCCACCGCGGCCCGCACCUGCGUCACGACGCCCCCCGCGCGGUUUGUGGCCUGCACGGCCGAGCCCCUGCCGGCCUUCAGCAUCGCCACCGCGGUCGGUGGCCCUGGGAGCCGGCUGUCCCACUGCGCUAAAAUCAGCCCUGCGGAUGCAAGGUGGCGGCCCCGAAAAGAAACCAGCGUGUCCCCCUGCGUGGGGGACACGGAGCCUGGUGGGAACAGCACACCAGGUGGGGGCCCAGCCGGGGAGGAGCCCAGAGGACAGCUGAGGCCCUCGACAUCUCCAAGGCCCCCGGCAAUGGUGCACGGGGACCGCCAUGCUGCUCUGAACUCCACGUUCCCCUCUGCGGGGCCAGAGCAUGUCCCCGAGCCAGGCUCCUCCUGCGCUUCCUGUGAAAGCCAAGCCUCUCUUGGCCGCCUGCCCGUGGUGGCCCCACCCAGGCCAGUGGGGCCAGCCGGAGGUGCCAGGACGGUGGACCCCAGGGCAGCGAGUGCCACAGUCAGCAUCCAGGAGGUGAAGGAGGCACGAGCCGCCCAGCCCCCGGGGACGGGUGAUGGCACAGGGGACACCCCCGAAGUCACCAUGACUGUUUGCAGCUCGAAGGAUGAGACACAAAGAGCAAUCCCAGACCCAGAAGCAGAGCCCCUCUUUGCUAGCCAGGAGUAUUUCCCAGAACAGAAAGCACCAGGACAUAUCCCCCCACUUCCCGUGCCGGCUGCCCAGGCCACUCGCCGAACACAGUCAGCCAUUGAGCCUCCACAGGUAACUGUCCAGCUGCCAGUCGUCCAUGAAAUGCCAGCAGCUGCCGCCACUCCGCAACGUGCGGGGAGUCGGGAAGACCAACAUUCUCGUACUUGUGGAGGAGAGAGUGUGAUUGAAAAUGCACCGACGGUGCUUCCCGCUGUGACCGGGGACAGGAGGGACGCCCACGCCCCAGCGAAGCUGAGCCAGCCCGCCCAGGUGCCCGGGCGAAUCGACGCCCCUCCUGCACCAGGACGACAAGCUCGCCGAGGUCCCACACUGCCGGGAGGCGCCUCUGGCGCUGGUCGUGGGAUCCCAGAGACCCUUCUGACGCCAAAGCCUCAAGGUUCUGCCGGCAGAAAGGAAAACGGUCGCAGCUCUGAGAACGUGAGCGAGAUCGGGAACCACAGCAGCGCUGCGGGAGCGGGAGCGGGCCUGGUGGGGUGGCAGCAGGAGGCAGCGCACAGCACGGGCACCUCACCCGACACGCCCGUGGCCGGGGCCAGUCCUCCAGAAGGAAGCACCAGCUCUGCCUCCGGAGGUCGCCAAGGACCGUCUCCCAGCGACAAGAGCCCAGCGGGACCCCCGGCAUGGCAGGCGCCAGCCACGGGGUGCGCCAGGUCUGAGAGUUUUACUGAGCUGGGCAAGAACGUCCCGUGCAAGCGGGAAGAACCCAAAAGGCCGCUGUCCACGGAGUCCACUCGGCAACGACAGAUGGCCGAGGAAAACGCCAGCCAUCGUUUUGGCGAGAACAGACUGUCCUCAUUCGAUGAACAACCCAAAUCAAGUGUCAAAGCCUCCAGGGUGAUGGCCGUGUCAGGGAGUCCCACAAGGCCAUCACCAGGUAGUGCCCACAACCCUGGAAACAGUGUGGCAGAGGAGCCGGACACCGCAGGUGAAGAGGAACACAGAGCAUCGCCAGCACGUUGUCUCGCUGCUGACACAAGGAGCCUUGAAGGAGAGGGUCCCCCGCCAGGACCCAGCCUCUGCCACCUCUUGGCACCACGUGGAUCCUCAAAGCACAAGAGCAGAGCAGCAGAAAGGAGCAUCCUUGAGGACAUGGGGCCCAAUCUGUCCUCAGCACCAGUGUCCCCAGCCCCUCACCCAGGUGCAGCUGUCACCACAGCCCUGCUGCUUGACAAGCCCCGAUUUUGCGUCUCAAACGCGUUGGCAGCAAGCAAAAGUGACGCAUCGGUGAGAAGCGGCCGCAGCACAGCUGUGGCAGGAGGUCCUCUGGGUAACUGCACGAAGUCCCAGAUUCCAACUUCCACGUACCCCACGCCACAGGACGAGAGCACAGUGGGACCUCAGAGCCAUGGCGUGGGCAAGCCACAGCCACCUCCUGUGCAUCAACAGGCGAAGGUCAAAAAGCGCGUCGAGCCAGAGAGACGGCAUCCUUUUGACCCAGAGCUCACUCAUCCGUUUCCCACUGUGCCACCGGUGGAGGUUUCUGCCAGGCAGGUGGAGAGAGCUCGGAUGCGGGAGCUUCCUGCCCUCCAGCCCCGAUGGUCACCUGCAGCUGGCACGGGGGCUAUGCUCCGGACUGGCACUCCCGAGGCAGAGCACAUGGGGAGUGCUGCCCAAGAGUGUGGGCCAACCCAGGCAAACGUGAGAGGUCAGGGAACUCACCACGGACCAGAGAGGACCAUCUCAGGACCUGUGAGGUCACAGCAGACCCAGGAGCUGGAUGGUUCUGGCAAGAGGAAGACUGCACCAUCAGGCCAGAAUGCCGUGCUGCUUACUACAGAGGAGCCUCGGAAGCGGUCAGCACAGGAUCUGGCAGGGGCCAAAAAGAUGGGGGCAGAGAUGAAGAGCUCCUGCCAGCAGGGUGACAGAGGUCAGGAGCAAGCACCAGCACUGGGGGUGCAGCUGGUGAGGAGCUCAGUUCGGGGACAUGGUGCCCGGGCCAGUGAGAGCCAGGCUGCACCUGCAGGGAGCCCUGAGAGACCAGAAGGCCUGGCUGCUGGGGGACAGGCCCGAGGACAGGUCCAGGCCCAUGAGAUGGUGCCCCAGGCCUGGGAGCAGCCUAUUGGUGGCACAGGCAAAGGAGCGCCCAUGGCUGGCAGGGGUGGAAAGCUCAACAGACCAGCCACCAGAGACGGUGUCUGGCAGGAGGCUGGCACCCAGCACCUGCCCCAAGGAAGCCAGCCCCUCGCGGCCAAGAGCGCCGCGGCCUCCCCACUGGAGCCAGGAAACAGCUCUGCUGUGCCCACUCCCUAUGCUGAGGGCCACCAGACCCUCCUGCCCCAGGCCCAGGAGGGGCUUCCAAACCACCCCAGGGCAGAGGGGGACCCCAGGGCUGCGAGGAGCCCAUCAGAACAAGAGCACAGGAAGGUGGUGCACUUUGCAAAGUACAAAGCCCAAAGCUUCAGUGACCAGAGGUCCUUUGAUUUGUCCUUCAGACGAACCAGCAUCAAAGCCCCUGACACAUUAGAACUCCCAAAGUAAGACCCUCCCAAUGUCCGGACCAGCAACAUUUCUAGAACUUCGACAACUGCUCAUCUUCGGGUUUGGGCUGCUCCUCCUGCCUGCGUGGAAAAGUCUUUGGACGUGUGCUGCAGAGACGUGUUCCAUCGUCUUUUCUCAGCUCCACAUGAAUCGAUCUAGGAAGGAUCGAGUUCCACAGGCGGGGCCUCCUUGCGGCCAGGAGGCUCCCCGAGGGGCGCUGAGACCUCCGAUCCCUCUGAUUUCACGGGCUCUUGCGUUCUGUGUGCACCUUCCCUCGCGGGGCAGCUGACUGGGCUCCUGCCUCUCCGCAGGACAGAGUUCUCUUCAGCGUCCAGCGUCUUGGUGCUGCCCUCGGUGUGUGCCCGUCUCGUCACCCUUCAGAGAAGCUGGCACUUGGGGCCCCUGAGGCCACGCUGCUCCCACAGGGCCAGCCUCCCGCGUGGCGCCCCCCAUCCAUGGGCCCAAAGUCAGAGCUGUGGUGCGUGCGCAGGAGCGUUUGUUAAGCACCCACCAGACCCUCCACGCCCCCCCGGGUGGGUGCCCGCAUGACGGUCACACAAUCAGCGUGUGCCUGUCGUUAACAACGAAAGCAGUGUCCUCCCACCUGCCCCGCUGUCCCCAGCAGCACAGAGGCGCCCCCCUGCUGCUGCCUGAGGACUUGCGCUCUCCCAGCUUCGGUUACUGAGAAACCGCACUCCCGCCGAGGGUACUCUACUGUCCACCGUCGCGUGAGUUACGAAGGAGGUCAACGUCUCUACUUGCCACGCUGCCUUGAGAUCGCAUCUGUCUCGCUCCUGGUCUGCUUGUCCCAAGCUUCUCCCUCGGUGUGUCUAGUUCAAAGCACAUACAUUCACAUGACAGGGCCACAUCUGGGCAUAGUAUAAACAUUUUCUGUGACAGCGUCCAGUCUCCCAGGCCACCCGUGGUCUUCGAAACCUGACCUGUGAGGCUCUGGGACCCUCUACGAGCCCCGUGCAGCUGGGUUCCACAUGCACUGACGCGGCUGACUCCCUGGCACCUGGCACACUGUGUUUGGCGAUGUCCCUGUCUCGAGAAAUUAAUUCCUGCUUUGGAAGAUUUUUGAUGUUCACUACCUUGGCCACGGGACAGUUUCCCAAAAUAGCCCUGCGCUUGUCCUGGAGAAGGUUCUCUGGUGCACAUGUGACCUCCUUUAUGUUCUGACUUGAACAUCCGUUUGGAGAAAGGUGCUUUCUAAUUUCAGAGUUGAAAGGGCACUUAGCAAGAGCGUCCAUCUGUGGCGAGGCCCCUCGUCCCAGGGCAGGUGACCAGGCAGGACACGUGAGGUCCCGCAUGCCCGCAAUGCUCGCCUUUCCUCCCAUCCUCUGUCUGCAAUCCAGCUAUUGAUUUCAAAUCCAGCAAAUUAGACAGGCAGAUCCGAGCACCCGGUAGGACCGCCCGGGGUGCCAUGCUCUGGAGGGGCCGGUCCCCGUAGCUGCCGUCAGAGGGUGAAGGGGGCAGAGCUCCUGGCUGGGUUCUCGGCAGCACCAGUAGGUGUGUGUGACAGUUAGCUGAAUGCAGGAUGCCACCCCCUCGUGUCCGGUGUUGGGGGCAUCUCAGUCCUGGGAGGGGGCGCUGGGAGGGUCCUCGGCCACUGCGUUUCGCUCUCACCUGGUAGUGAGGGUACCGUGGAGCUGGCAGCAGUAGUCUUGCCCUGUGGCGGCUCCACUCCACUGGGAGGAUGGAUGUCCCUUCUCUCAGAGCACGUGGGGCUGCACGGUGCACUGUGCCCUGCCCAGGAGUUGCAGGAAGCCUGUGCCUGGAGCUGGGGUUGGCUUCCUGGAGCUGCCAAACCCUGGAGGCUCAUGGGAUGGAAAUGCAGAGAUGGACCCAGGGCCUUUUGGUCCCAUUGAGGUCACCCGCUCCCUCCAGGAGCACCUCAUGGAGCCGCCUGCAUGCGGCUGUCCCCACCACAGCUGGUGUGGCUCUGUUUUGCUUGAUUUAUGUUCUUAUUCUUUGUUCCACACAGGAUUUGAGAGAAUGUUUGGCAAGAAAUGUGAUGACAGACGGAGGAGAUAAAAAUAUUAAAUUCACUAGGUGUUCCCUUUAAAAAAUAAGAAGCAGUGGACUUUGUUGCAAUGCGUUGAGUGGUAUUAUUUUAAGUGGUGGAAAAAUCAUCAGAAUGUCCUCCAGAUGACAGCUCUAGAAGAAGAGUGGGCCGCGUCCCGUCCGUCCUCGCCAUGUACCUAACGCAGCUCGAUGUCGCGCUGCCUCGGCUUGCAAAUGCCCGAGCAACUCUGAACAGGGAAAGUUACGGGUGACGUUCAUGAGGAUCUGAUAGUGGUUUGUGUCCGUUCACGUCAUAAGCAAGUCUGUGAGCUCAGAAGUAGCUCAUGGAAGAGUCCACACUGCAAAUACGCCUGCCGUCCCCACAGAAGAGGUCCACAGCCCUCCUGGUCGAAAUGGCUAUUGCAGCAGGAUGGUGUGCUCACCGCCCUUAGCAGGUGUUUUAGGUAAAACCCAAAGGAAAAAGGCAAAACACAAAGAAAGGAAAGAAAAACAGGACAUGAAUCUUAGCUUUUCGGUUGACGUGUUUGACCCGUAUUUGUGGGUAGUGUAUUGACCCGCGUCCCUGCGGUCUUUACGGUUCCUCCUGCUGUCCACGGUCUCACCCGUGGGCCACGUGUCUGUAGCUGCCAACAAAGCAGCCACGUGGGUGAGCCCACUCACGCAUGCGCACAGUCGGGGCUGCCGCAGAGGUCAUCCUGCAGUAGAAGUCGGGAGAGCGCAGUUGUCAUGAAGACGCCCCAUCAGCGCAUGUCACUGCUCAGAAUUUUACAAAUUCAGCAUCACUGCCUUACUGUUCUAAUGAGGGGUCUUUUCCAUUUGAGUUAUGAUCUUUUAAUUAUUUAUCAAUCACAGCUAUUUCUUAGAUUUCCCUUGUUUGUGUUCUUUGUGUAUGAGGAACUCUAAAAUGGAUGAGUCAGAAAAGAUCCCUGAGUGUAUUUUGUUGUGUUCUCUCCUUUGAAUUCUUACUAACUUCAUUCAGCUGUAAAUCCCUUCCAGAAAGGAAAUAAAUUUUGUUUCUCACCACA